Molecule: messenger RNA, 2350 nt
Organism: Cucurbita moschata (crookneck pumpkin)
Lineage: Eukaryota; Viridiplantae; Streptophyta; Magnoliopsida; Cucurbitales; Cucurbitaceae
Product: CBS domain-containing protein CBSCBSPB5
Exons: 16
Coding region: 367-2013 (548 amino acids)
Molecular function (GO): protein binding
Source: RefSeq, a predicted model, not a curated record
UCUUCCUUCCCUCUCUCUUUUCGCUCUCUUUCUUGUUCGUUCGACGGUCGGUAGUUUCUCCCGGAUAAUCUUUUAACUUUCCGAUUAGAUUACCGACCGUUAGUCCUCUAUUUUUCUUUGAAUCUUCGAAGUUUUUCGAUUGAUUUUUGCUAUUAACCCCAUUUCUCCAUUCCGUUUUGGCGCUUCAGCUCCGGAUUUAGUUGCUGGCGCGAUUGGGUAUAACUCCUAAUUUUUUGAACAAUCACUUUCUGAGGGCGGAAAAUUACUGUUCACGAUUUUCUAGGGGAAAAAAAGGGACGAUUCGACGUUGAAGAAGAAGCGACAUAUUUCAGGUCUUAUCUGAGAUUGUGAAAACCAUCGGAAGAAAUGACUAGUCAAGGCGGUUCUACUAGGAGAAGUAUGUCCUUGACGAACAUAUCAUUUCACGGACGGAAGAAAAUCAAUGAGAACGGAAGCUUGGAUACACCGAGGAAGUCUCUUUCAUCCUCUCGUUCAUUACAACUCAAUGGAGAGCGUACGGUGAAACGAUUGCGGCUGUCAAGAGCACUGACGGUUCCUGAAAGUACUACCAUCUACGAGGCUUGUCGUCGGAUGGUUGCUCGUAGAGUUGAUGCUUUGUUACUGACUGAUUCAAAUGCUUUACUUUGCGGUAUCCUCACUGACAAGGAUAUAGCAACGAGGGUAAUUGCUUGUGGAGUUAAUAUUGAAGAAACACCAGUGUCCAAAGUUAUGACGAGGAAUCCAGUCUUUGUUCUUUCUGACACCCUAGCCGUGGAAGCCCUCCAGAAGAUGGUUCAAGGAAAAUUUAGACAUUUGCCUGUAGUUGAGAAUGGGGAGGUCAUUGCAUUACUUGAUAUUGCGAAAUGUUUAUAUGAUGCUAUUGCACGAAUGGAAAGAGCAGCUGAAAAGGGAAAGGCAAUUGCAGCAGCAGUUGAAGGUGUUGAAAAAAGUUGGGGAGCCUCUGUUUCUGGUCCUAAUACUUUUAUCGAGACACUUCGAGACCGUAUGUUCAGACCAUCUCUGUCUACGGUACUCCCUGAGAAUUUAAAGAUUGUUACAGUUCCACCAACAGAAACAGUUUUGAUGGCAACAAAAAAGAUGCUUGAACUUAGAGUGAGUUCUGCAGUCGUGACAGUUGAUAACAAGCCACAAGGAAUUCUCACGUCAAAGGAUAUUUUGAUGCGAUUAAUAGCGCAAAAUCUUCCACCAGAAUCCACACUUGUAGAGAAGGUCAUGACUCCACAUCCUGAAUGUGCGUCAAUUGAUACUCCGAUAGUUGAUGCUCUGCACACUAUGCAUGAUGGAAAGUUCUUGCAUCUUCCAGUGAUAGACAGAGAUGGAAACGUUGUUGCUGUAGCUGAUGUAAUACAUAUCACCCAUGCUGCCGUUGCCACGGUUGGAAAUGCAUCUGGAAUUGGCAAUGAGGCUGCAAGUUCUAUGAUGCAGAAGUUUUGGGAUUCUGCCAUGGCCUUAUCGCCAAUUGAGGAUGAAGAUGAAUUGCGUAGUGAAAGUUCAAUGAGAUUGGCUUCUGAGGAAACGGAUUUUGUUAGACCUCUUCCCUUUCCAUCAUCUGGAAUGUCAAAUACUUUUUCUUUUAAACUUGAAGAUAGGAAAGGUCGCAUGCAUCGAUUUUCUUGUGAAACUCGGAAUUUAACAGAUGUUAUAACAGCAAUUCUUCAGAGAGUUGGCAAUGAUAUUGACCGCAACCAAGUGCCUCAGAUUUUGUAUGAAGAUGAAGACCGCGAUAAGGUUGUUCUAGCAACAGACGGUGAUCUUGCAGCAGCUGUAGAACACGCAAGGUUGGCCGGGUGGAAGUGUCUGAGAUUGCAUUUAGAAUAUCCAGGUAGUCACGGUCGCAAACGGGGUUCGGGUGCGGGAAUUAUGGAUUAUGCUCAAAGAGACGCAUGGGCGUCGGCGUACAGUGCAGUUGCAGCCGGAGCCGCCCUUGUUGCGGGGUUAGGCGUGUUAGCAUACAUGAGAAGAUCUGAAAUGCCAUUCCAUUUACACCCGUGAGAGUUGACGAGAUGUGGUUCAUGUGUCUGAAGGUUUUGCAGCUCCAUGAAUUCGUGGAGAUCUCGAGUAUAAGUCAACUUUCUACACUCCUCCAUACAUAAAUAUUCUCUUACCUCUCAUCUGCUUGCUUGAUUUUCUAUAUGAUUGUUGGUCGAUGUGAAUAUAUACCACUUCGGGCCAAUGCGGAAGAACAUGAUCACCUUUUAUUUUCUUUUUCCGUCUUGGAUAAGACUAUAAGUGGUGGCUCAGGCUCAAGCUCAAGCCUCCAGUUCCAUUUUGAAGUUCUUUCUCCUAAAACUUUUAGCAAUAAGCAGAUUAUUAUAUAGUAUAUUGAAUA